Capsicum annuum is the source of this 1241-nucleotide messenger RNA. Its product is annotated as alkaline ceramidase. Gene Ontology annotation, biological process: defense response to other organism; response to salt stress; autophagy. Bases 199 to 966 code for a protein of 255 amino acids. Gene Ontology annotation, cellular component: membrane. The transcript has 3 exons. NCBI's taxonomy places the organism in Eukaryota, Viridiplantae, Streptophyta, Magnoliopsida, Solanales, Solanaceae. The record is from RefSeq and is a predicted model, not a curated record. Gene Ontology annotation, molecular function: hydrolase activity, acting on carbon-nitrogen (but not peptide) bonds, in linear amides.
AAAAUGUCCAAAUCCAAAUUCUUUUCCCCCAUUAUAUUAGCAUCUCCCUUUCCUUUCAUUUACUUGAAAAUCCAUUUUUCCUAACCCUAGCAGAGAAAAAAAAAUCACUGUUUGUAUAUCAUAUAAUAUAAAUUCAAAUUUAUACAGAUUUAAAGCAAGUUCAAGGUGGAUUUAAAAGGUACAUAUAUAUUUUGAAAAAUGGCAGAUGGCAUUUCAGGCUUUUGGGGUCCUGUAACAUCUACCAAAGAGUGGUGUGAACUAAAUUAUGUCCGUUCGUCAUAUAUUGCAGAGUUCUUUAAUACCAUAUCAAAUGUCCCAUGCAUUAUUUUGGCUUUGAUUGGUCUUAUGAACGCCCUCAGACAACGGUUUGAGAAGAGGUUCAGCGUCCUUCAUAUGUCAAAUAUAAUACUUGCCAUAGGGAGCAUGAUAUACCAUGCCUCAUUGCGGGAGAUGCAACAGCAAGGUGAUGAGACACCGAUGGUAUGGGAAAUGCUUCUCUAUAUUUACAUCAUUUAUUCACCGGAUUGGCAUUACAAGACUACCAUGCCCAUAUUUUUGUUCCUUUAUGGUGCAGUAUUUGCCAUUCUGCAUUCGCAGAUUCGCUUUGGUAUUGGUUUCAUGCUACAUUAUGCGAUAUUGUGCCUUCUAUGUGUUCCUCGCACGUAUAAGUAUUAUAUUCAUACAGAAGAUAGAUCCGCAAAGCAGCUUGCGAAGUUAUAUGUGGCCACAUUAUUAGUUGCAGCCUUCGGCUGGUUAUGUGAUCGUCUAUUCUGCAAGCACAUUUCACUCUGGUACUUCAAUCCACAAGGUCAUGCAUUAUGGCAUGUCCUUAUGGGCUUUAAUGCGUACUUUGCAAAUGCGUUCUUGAUGUACUGCCGUGCUCAGCAAAGAGAAUGGAAUCCAAAAAUCAAACACUUGCUCGGAUUUUUCCCAUACGUAAAGAUCCAUAAACCAAAAGCUCAGUAGCACAAGUUAUUAGCGGCGAUGAAUGCCACCAAGGAACAAGUGCCAGUAUUCCUGAUUUUUUUCUUUUUUUUUUAAUCUCCAUUUUGCAGAUAUGUAAAUGAAAGUUUGAAUUAGUUUGAUUGGUUUUGGGGUAGUGACCAAAUUAUCUUACUGUAGAAUUAGUGGUGUAGCAUAUAUUUAUACUACUAUUAUAGAAGGCUGACAUGACUAACUAAUAGUCCUUUUCCUAAUGCUUUUGCAUUUUAGGAACUGUUAUAACAUGGUUUAUUCUGCUA